CUCACACACGUGCUAUGUGAGGCAGGCGCACCAGUUGCCAGCGAGGCAGCGACGGGUUGAGCCCAGCGAGUGUGCCGCAGUGGGCCAGUGACCAGUGCGGCGCAAUGCGCGGCGGCGAUGGAGAGCACGUGGCGGCGAUGGAGAGCACGCGGCGGGCUUAGCGGGCGCACUCAGGGCUCCCCGUGCAGCGGUGACGUGGUGGUAGCGGCGCUGCUGCUGGGGAUGGCGCGCGCGGCGGAGAUGGUGCAAGGACAUGGCGCUAGAGCCAUCACCGCUGCACGCGGAGGGGACGGGCGCCACGAGGGGGCGGCCACGGACUCACACAGCGAGGCGAAAGAAGUGGCAGAGGCAGAGACAGGGGGAGAAGCACGAGCAGCAGCAGCAGCAUCAGCGUCAUGCGUGGCAGCACCCCCGGCGCUGGCAGUGAGAGUGCUGCAGCGUCUGUACCCCGGCAUAGCGCCCCUUGGCCAUGUGCUCAUGCACCGCCUGCUCGCACGGGCAGCCCACGCACAGCCAGCCACACACACGCUCAAACGAGUGCACGCAGGGGGAGGGGGCGAGGUAGUGACACGUGUAGUGCUGCUGCACUUCAGGCGCUCUGCUGCCCUUGGUGAGGGCGCGCAUGGCCGUGGAUGGGCCGGCAGGGGGCGCUCAGUGGGCCGAGGCAGCGCGGCCAGCCUGCAUGGGCGCGGUGCACAGGAGCAGCGGCGCCAUGAGCGGCAGGAGCAUCAUGAUGCCAGGCACACAACGCCACAAGCGCCCACUGGAAACGUACUGGCAGCGGGAUUCCGACGGGCGCUGCCCUUUGCCUCGCCUCACAGCGAGCUGCAGUGGGCCACGGCGCCGCCAUGCCUGCCCGGCCUGCAGCGCAACCACAUUGUCAUGCACCCCGCCGCCUUCUCCUUCAAUCCACCCAGCCCCACCCCGCUCGCCCCUGUGCCACCUGCACCUGCUCUGUUGGCGUCUCUGCCUGUGCCGCCGCCCCCAUCUUCCGCACUUCCUCUCAGCACGGCAUGGGCCGUGGUGACGUCCCCCCCCUGGCAGCGCCUGCUCCUCAAGGUGGGGGUGCCAGCAAUGGUCCACCUGCUGUCCCAUGCGUCUGUCUUUGUGCCACUUGGAGCCUCCUCGUUUGUCCAAGUGGCAGGUCCUCCUGUCUCCAGCCGUGCACUGCUGUCCCGCUGCCCUUCCGUUGUUCGCACGGAGCCCCCUUCAUCAUGCCGCCGCCUGUGCUGCUCUUUUGCCCGUGCCACUGCACAUGGACAGCUGUCACCAUGCACUGGCACGCCAGGGGGCGCUGUGGAGGCCCGUGUAGGCGUGGCUCCGGUGGGGGAGCAAGGAGAGGGGGAAGGAAUCGAGGAGGCGGAUGGUACAGGGUGCAUGGACUCACAGAGAGGAGUUGCUCGUGGCAGGAGAAAAGGGCUGAGGGGCGAGGGGGAGAAGGAAGGAUGGAGUGAGCAGCAGAUUGGGAAGGGGAGGAGGUGGAGAAAGCGAAGGAGAGAGGGGGAGUGCGAUAGUGGCGUGAUGCAGGAGGAGAAUCAGAAGGCAGGUGAACAGCAUGGCGAGGGCGAUGCGGUAGGCGAGGGGGAUGGGGCCAAGCUACGAGGCAAUGGUGGCUCGAAGGACGCUCACGGGCACGAGGGGGGUGCGGAUGUGCAUAUGACGGGUUGCGCACUGCCGUCUCACCGUCAGCAACCCCAUCUUGCGAGGCACCACGCAUCUCCCUCUGAAUCACCACCGUUGCUCGCCGCGCCCCAGACCAAGUCCUUUCUGGCGGCAUUGCAUGCACAGCUGGUGCCGCGGUCGUCACUCUUCUACUGCGCCAGCUUUGCUCUGCACCCAGGCCUGCCAAAGAAGCACAUUCUCAACUCUCUCCCUACCACCAGGGCGGGCGCCUGCCAGCUGUACGAGCAUGUGUUCCGGCAGGCGCUGCAGCAGGCAGCGGCGCACGGCCACACUGAGCUGCUCCACGCACCUCCUUCUCCCGCUCUCCUCACCCUCCUGCACCACAUGCUGUGCCGCGCCCGCGCAUGUAAUUUCACUCAACUGCUCUCCAAGCACUGCCCGCUCCCCACUGCUGCUGCGCCUGCUGCGGCUUUUGGUGUGGAAGCAGAUGACUGCCCUGCUGCACAUGCUGCUGCUGCUGAGGCAGCUUCCGGUGCUGCCGGCAGUUCAGCCAGUGCUAUGGUAGAACCACAAACGGGUUGUGGUGCUGUGCCGGUCGCAGCUGCUGCUGCUGAAGCGGUAACUGCAUCUGGCGUUGCCCUUAGAGCACCAUCCAAUGGUGCUGCUGUGAGCACGAGUGAUGGCAAUGCAGGUGCGCAUGCUGUGCUGGCAGCAGCAAUGGACUUUGAUUGCAGGUUAACCACCAUGCCUGCUGCUUCUGCAGAUGCCACAGCUGAUGCUACCACUGGAGUGCCCCCUAAAGCUGAUGCUGUAGCGGGUAUGGCGGGUGCUGCACUGGUGGGCGAAGCUGCUGCCACGGCAGGUGUGGUUGCUCAGGCCUAUCAUGCUACUCUGUCCUCACCCUCUCCAGAGAAUGCACCCGUUGGACCUUUGGGUUCAGGCGGCAUGAGAAGAGAAGGUGGCGUGCGAGGCGUCAAAUGUGAGGGCAGGCUGCGACACCUGCCACUGGAGUUACUGGUGCCCGCCACGAGCAGUCACCGCCAGGUGUCAAACUUUGUCUGGGCUGUGUUGAGGAGCAUUGUGCCACGUCAGCUGCUGCUGGGCGGGAGAGAGGAGAGAACGGUAGCGUUGAAGGGCACGAAAGGACAAGCGGCAGCGGCAGGGGGUGGAGGAGAACUGGGAGGCGGAGGAGGAGAGCAGUCUGUUGCGGCGCCAGGUACAGCAAGGGGGACCGGACGGCGAGGGGCGGUUGGCCAGCCUACUCUCAAGGCUGUAGGCGAGAAGCAGAAGGGAAGGAGGGGGUCAGGGAUGCGGCAGAUGAGGCAGCUGAUGGGCCGCUUUGUUGGGCUGCGGCGAUUUGACCAGUUUCCUCUGCGCGCUGCCAUGCACCGCCUGCCCACUCGCUGCCUUCCCUGGGCCCGCAGCACUGCAGCGGUGAGGGCCAAUGGCCUGGGAACAGGGGAUGAUGGGAGAGAGGCCGACAGGGGAGGAACGAAAACCAGAGAGAGUGGGAUGAGCGAGGGAGAGAGAGGAGAUGGCGUUGAUGGGCAUCACGAGGGACUUGGGGUGCGUCGCGGGGACGGGCGCACUGCGUUGAGCGAGGGGGAGAGGGAGGAAGGCGAAGGCGAAGAGGAGCAGCAGGAUGAGCGGCCCGAGAAGGCAGGGCAGCAGGGACGACGGAAGCAGGUGCAAGCAGUGGGUGAGGAGGAGCAAGAGCAUGGUGGUGGUGCUGCAAUGGGUGCGCGGCAUGCAGCGCGGGCAAGUGAGGUGCUGAGCUGCGUGUGGGUGCAGUGGGUGCUGGCGGCGCUGGUGGUGCCAGUACUGCGCUGCCACUUCUACGUCACGGAGGGUGAGGCGCAGCGCCACGCCGUGUGCUUCUACAGAAAGCCCGUGUGGGCGCGCAUUAGGCGCCUGCUCCUCCCCUCGCGCCCCCCGGUUGAGGGGCGGGCGCUGGGCAUAGCGCGCGUGCGGUUCGUGCCCAAGGCGCGCACGGUGCGCCCCAUCGUCAACCUCGGCGCCAGUAGCCACGUGGCGCUGCGCAUUAGAGCCAGGGGGCGCGGGCGAGCGAGAGCAGGGGGUCGGGAUGGCAAGGGUGCAAGUGCAUGGGUGGGCGCAGUGGGUGGGGAGGAGGAGGGCGGAGUGCAGCGCAGGGCAGAGCUGGAUGCGCAGUUCCGGUCGGCCUUUGGGGUGUUCGGUGAUUCCGGCGAAGGGCUGGAGAGACAAUGCAGUGCGGGUAGCGCGGGGCAGGGGAGUGGGGGCGGUGAGGAUAGGGAGGGGGACGGGGAGGAUGAGAGGGUGGAUGGUGGCUGGGCGGAGGUGCCAUGUGGCGAGGAGGGACCCCGCGCUACUCCCAAAGAAGAUCACGUGGAGGAGGCAGGCACAGGUGGAAAGGGCCUGUAUCGCUGCCAUGAUGGGCACGAAGGGGGUCAGGAAGUGCAGCAGGGGAAAGGCGAGCAGUGCUGUAAGACGAGCCCUGUCGGGAUUGAGAGAGUAAGGGAAUCAAGGAGUGAAAACGAAGGUGAGACAAAGGAGGAAGACGUGGGUAUCGUGGGGGAAAGAUUGGUGAGAGGGGACGAGGAGGAUGGUAAAGUAAAACGAGGAAUGGGGAUGGGGGAGGCAGAGAUUCAUUUAACGGGAAACACUAAGACUCGUAACUCAAGAGCCCCACCACCAUCGCCGGCACCACCACUACCUUCACCAUCACAAUCAAUCCCCGACCAGCAAGCACCCGUUGACCAUGCACGGCACGCAGCAGCGGCUGGCAACAUGAUGGCCCUAGUGGGGAGCAGUGGCGCGGCAGUUGGAGGGGAGGCUGUGAAUGCCAUCCACGGUGGUGCCAGGGGCAGCAGGGCUGCGAAGGCAUGCAAACGCCAGGCUGCUUGCAGCUGUGAGGUGGCUGCUGCUGCUGCUGGCUGCCACGACUUAGAGGGCAGCGAGAACGAGCUUGCUGUUCCCACCGCUUCCAGUGGCUCCUGUGCUGCUCCCACUGCUGCUGCUGCUCUUGGCGAUGGGGGUGCAAUGCGGACAGCGGAGGUGAAGAGGGAAGGCAUUGCUGACUGGCGGGCCGACACACAUGCAGAGGAAGCAAGCAAAGAGACGAGGACGCGAAGAAAGCCUGCCACCCUGCAAACAGGCGCUCUGUGCACCAAGCUGCAGCAUCACGGCCAUGCGAACAGCAAAAAUCGCAGUGAGGGCGAAGGAGUGAUGAAGGUCGAAGAGCAAGGCCACAUCCCCUGCAUCGCCCCAACACGAGGGGGCAGCCCAGAGGUGGGUCUUCCAGACCCCUGCCUGCAGUGCUUCGCGGUGCGCCCCAGUGGACGGCGCACGGCGGCACGCUUCUGGGAGCUAAGGCGCACAGGCAGGGUGGCGCGCCCCGUGGGGCGGCAGGGAGGCUCGUGUGGGGAAGCUCGCAGCGACGAGGGUGGUGGGGCGAGGAGCUUUGGGCUCAGGCGGUGUGAGAAGAGGAAAGGGGUGAUUUGUGAGCGUGGGCCGAGGGGUGAGGAGGUGGGGAGAAAGGGGGUGGGAGACAGAGGGGGAGAGAGAAAGAGAGGGAGAGGGGGUCAAAGUCCCGAGGAUCGGUGUGAAAUUAAGGGUGGUUGUUUGUGUGGCGUUGUGGAUGGUGCAAGGGAGGGGGAAGGAGGGAGAGGAGAUGGUGGGCAAGGAGAAGCAGAUCACAUGAUUGUUGCUGCUCCUGCUCCUGCUCCUGCUCCUGCUGCUGCUCCUGCUCCUGCUGCUGCUCCUGCUCCUGCUGCUGCUGCGGUUUCCGCUACUAGCUGUGCUACACCGAUUGCUGCUCCAAACACUGCUGGUAUUUGUGAAUAUAUUGGUGCUGCAGGCACUGCUGACCAUGCAACCAGGAAAGCCGCUCUCACAGCCCCUUGGCAGCCACACCAGCACAGGCAGCACAGCCUUUGCAUGCCGUUUGCAGGCCUUGUGUGGGAGGUACCUGUGAGGGUGCGUGGGAUCCCGGGGAUCUUCCUUGACGCUCUGCGCAUGCGCAACCACCUCCUGCGGGCAGCGUGUCACGCGCUUGCCCCGCGCCAAGCCAGCGUGGCCAUGCUGUCUGGGGCAGAGGCGUGCACACGUGCAGGGGCAGUGGGGAUGGGUCCACCACAGGUCUGCGCUUCUGCAGGAGCACACGCUGAGGCAGCAGCGGAAUCAGGGGGUUUCUUUGAAUCCGUAUUGCGAGCUGUUCGGCAAGAGAACAGACUUUUCGGCUCUGCUUUUGCGGAGCUCAAAGCCCGUGGUGGGUGGGUGCGGAGGGGGCGUCAACAGCAGGGAGGCGCCCCACUAGCCGCUGAUGAAGCGCGUCCAGAGGGGCACGUGGGGCGUGCGAGUGUGGGGGAAGACUUGGAGCCACGUGGACAAGCACGCGGCUCCGCGGGCCACGCCCCAUUGCUGCCUCAGCAGCUGCCAGCUGUGUCAGGAGCUGCCCGCACACGGCCUUAUUGCUUCAAACGAAGAAAACCCUGGGCGCUUCCUGCUGUACUCGCUGUUGCCAUGCCUAGAGGUCCGUUUGCACCUGCUGCUGCUGGUGAAACGCCAGAAACUGCUGCCGCCAUGUGCCUCCCUCCUGUCCUUCCUCCGCUGGAUCCACCGCCUCACUGCCCUCCUCCUUCCCCUCCUCACAUCUCCUCUCCUGCAUCCUCUCCACCUCCUAACACCCGCACUCCCAUUGUUUUUUCCCACCAAGCCACGCCCACCCAGCCUUGGCAGGUUCGGAAGCCAGGGAAGCCAGGGAAGCCAGGGAGGUGCAGGCAGGUGCAGCAGAAGAGGAGGCGGCAGGUGGUGCGGUUUGGGCCCAUCAACGGGGCUCUGAGGAGCAUUCACCGCUGCCUGCAGGCAGAGUGCGCGAGAGGGUGGGGUGGCGCAGGGGGGAAUGGCACGCCUGCACGUGAUGCAUGCCACAAUGGUGGCGUGGCGCCUGAUGGCGCUGAUGGCAGGGCGUGCGAGGCGGGCAGUGGCGGUGGUCGUGGUGGUAACACACGUGAUGGGUGUGGUACGGACGGCACGGCAUGCCACGGCUGUGAUGAUGGGCGGGACGAGGGGCGCAGACAGAGGAGCAAGGACAGUGGGUGCAGGGGUGGGGGGGAUGGUGCUGUGGGGAGUGUGGGGUUGGGUAAGAGCAUUCAGGCCAUGGAGAGUAAGGGAGAGGAGGGUAAGGGAAGGAGCAGAAAUCAAGAGGAUGACAAAGUAGAGGUGAAAGGAGGGGGGAGUGCGGAUGGCAAUCCGGGAUGUGGGGUGCGAAGACGAGUUGGGAAGAGGGAGGAGGGCCGGCUGGGAGCGUCUGUGUUUGGGUACAGUGAUGCGUACGGCAAGUACCGCGACUAUGUGCUCGGCUUGAGAGGGCGCUCGCCUGCCGUGCCGUGCCACACGGAGGACAACACUGCUUGCCGUAUUGGGGGGCAGCCACAGGGAGAGGGGCGAGAGCAGCCGUGGGAGGAGAAGCAACUGCAGCUGCUCAGUCAGCAGCAGUGUGAAUGGGCUUAUGAGAGAGUGACACGUGUGCCCCCUGUAUACAUGGCAGUGUGUGAUGUGGCACAAGCAUAUGACUCGAUUCCGCAGGGCAAGCUUUUGGACGUCAUGCAGGAGUUUUUUGAGUCGCCGGCGUUCAUCGUGCGCCGCUUCGCCGCCAUCUCUCCACGGGCCAGUGGCUUCAUUGCCCCCAAGUCCAACAGAGCUGCCAUGCCCAUGCCCAUGCCCAUGCCACCUGCAUGUCCGUCUGCUGCUGCCAUGGGCGGCAUGCCUGGUUCUCUUGCAGCAGAGUCAUCCGAAGCUGAGGGAGCAACAGGUGCUGCGAGCGCAAUGGGGGCAGGUGCAGCGGCGAGCAAGGCAGCAUCGCAUGGAAAUGCGAUACUUGGUGAAGACACCAAUGUGGCAGUGGCAGAGCGCGCCCGAGGGAACGUGGCAGUUGAGCAGUGGCAGCAGCUACUGCAGGCAUGUGUGCCAUGGUGCAUGGUGCAGGCCGGCCAGUCAGGGGCGUGCAUUGUGGAGGACAAGGCUCUCACUUCCCUGUGCCAUCGCAAAGACAUUCUGCAACUGCUUUGGCGCCACAUCAGCUGCCACGUCAUCAGGGCCGGACGGCAGUUUUUUGUGCAGAAGACGGGGAUCCCCCAGGGCUCUGUGGUGUCUGCUCUUCUGUGCUCGCUGUUCUACGCGCACCUGGACCGCCAUGUGCUCUUCCCCUCGCUCGCUCUCGGCUGCCUGGCGCCACGGGACGAUGGUGGACGGAGGGGCGACAGGCACAAUGGAGGAGAGGAGGAACUUGGGGGGGAUGGGGAAGAGGCGUGGGUGACAGAGGCGAGGGAGGGAGCAAACGAGAAGGAAGGUAUGGGUUGGGGGAGAGAUGCUGAGCACAUGCAUCACGAAGGAGAGUGCACCCCCGUACAGCAGUGUGGCGAGCAUGGUGGGAAGAACAGCCCCUGCGUGCCCGAUGAGUCCCCUUCCCCAUCUGGCCCUGCACACUCGCUCCUGCUGCGCCUCAUCGACGACUCGCUCUUCAUCUCCACAUCCCAGGCCCGCGUCGCUGCGUACGUGGCAGCCAUGCACGGGGGAUUCAAAGAGUACGGGUGCCAUGCCAACCAAAGCAAGACAACUGUCAGCUUCCCACUGGUGCUGGGGAAAAGAAAGCGAGAGGCCGGUGGUUGGUGGGUUGGUGGGACGACAGCGGACACUGGCAGCACGAGAGAGGGAGGUGCUUGGAGCGCUCAGAGGAAGUGGCAAGUAGGGUCAAAUAGGGAUAGAAAGCAUCAGAGUCAAGCGCAGAGGGAUGGAACAGAGACCGAGGGAGUAAGGGCGAUGAGGGUCCAAGAGGCGGGAGAGAAGGGAAGAGAGGGAGAGGAAGGAGGGGAGGAGAAAUGGCAGAGCAGCAAGCUGACAUAUCAGGAGAGGGUGUAUGAGGAGGAGGUUGGGCGUGGGGGGGACAUGAGGGACAAUGAUCCUUGUGCUACGGUGCCAGGUGGCAGUGGCACCAUGGGUGGCUGCAUGCUUGGUGAGGCAAUGGGGCAAGCACGUGAGGGUGGUGGCAGCAGCAGGGGCGUGGCGGCAUCACCAGGGGGUGGUGCGGUGCAGCAGAAGCGGCGGUUCGUGCGGUGGGCCGGGCUGCUGGUGAACUGCAGCACACUGGAGGUGCAGGCGGACUACACCAGGUACUGGCACGUGGACAUGGCGACAUCAGUAACGGUCAACUUCUCCGUGCCCCCCAGCUUGGCCCUGCCGACGAAGCUGCGGCAGUUCCUGCGCCCCAAGUGCUGCGCGCUGCUGCUGGACCCCGCCCUCAACUCGCCCGCCACGCUGCUGGUCAACGCCUACCAGGCGCUGCGCCUCGCCGCCAUCAAGCUCACCGCCUACUGCCGCGCCACACGCCUCACACCCGCCGCCGCCUGCACUGCACGCAGGCACUGCCGCCCAUGCACGGCUGGUGGCGCUGGAAGGAGGCACAGUGUGGGGCAGAGCAGGGCAGGGGAGGAGAAGCUGUGGCGGCAAAGGAAGGCCAAGGGAGAGCGAGGGGGGACGAGAAGAGGUUCCUCCAUUGCUGCAAGGGCUCAGUGCGCGUGCCAUGCUCAGGCCCGGUUCUUCACCCAUGCUAUUCUCUCCGCUAUAAGGUACUAUGCAAGGCUCAUUCGAUCGCGCCUGGCAGCGGCAUCCACUGCCACAGGAGCACCCAUUGCAUGUGUAUUCAGCAACAGCAUCGUCACAUUCUUGGGCCUGUCUGCUUUUGCAACGGUGCUGAGCGCCAAGCGCGGUGUGUGGAAGCCUGUGGUGGUGCGGCUGGAGGAGCGCUUGCGCAGCACAGCCAUGCUGGCACUUGCGUCUCACACUGUCGUCAGGGAAGCCCUGCACCCCAGCAGGCACACUAUAUUCAACCACAAACCCUUUUAACUCAGUGGUUAGUGGCUGAGUUCUGUCGUGCUAGCAGAGCGUUGGUGACUUGGGUUCAACUCCCAGUGCUAGCGCUGCAGAAGCGCUCAUGUCCUCCGUCUAUCCCAGCAAGGGGGGGUGUCUAGAAACCCGCUGGGAUUACCCUUGAGAAGAUUCUUGGGGAAGGGCCACAGGUGUAGAGCCUGGGGGGCUAUGGGCGCACUGACCCGCUAUUAACAAGCCCUUUUAACUCAGUGGUUAGUGGCUGAGUUCUGACACAUGUACCAUGCUGG
This is a messenger RNA of Closterium sp. NIES-67, 9776 nucleotides long. The record is from the annotation of a GenBank genome assembly. NCBI's taxonomy places the organism in Eukaryota, Viridiplantae, Streptophyta, Zygnematophyceae, Desmidiales, Closteriaceae.